Molecule: messenger RNA, 2104 nt
Organism: Momordica charantia (bitter melon)
Lineage: Eukaryota; Viridiplantae; Streptophyta; Magnoliopsida; Cucurbitales; Cucurbitaceae
Product: calcium and calcium/calmodulin-dependent serine/threonine-protein kinase
Biological process (GO): protein phosphorylation
Molecular function (GO): ATP binding; calcium ion binding; protein kinase activity
Source: RefSeq, a predicted model, not a curated record
ACAUUGGUUGACUUUUAACGGAAAACGCGGUUAUAAAGGGCAACUUUCAGAGGAGAGAGAGAACAAAGUAUGAAGAAAGGGGAGAGAGAAAGAGAGAGCUUCUAUACAAAGUUCAAAUUUGACUUUGUCUAUGUCUGUCUUUCUUGCUCAACUUCUACUCUCCUUAGUUUAUUCCCACAAAUUGACUCAUUUUUCUAAUGAAAAAUUCCAUUAACAACCAAUCCACAACUGCUCACUACAAAGCUUAUGAAAGUUCCUCAUUUCAGAACUCCCUUCCCUCGGUCUUGUCCUCUUCCUCAGCUGCUUUCUUCCACCUAAUAUUCUCAGAUUCCUCUUUCUUUUUCCUCCCUUCUCCCUCUUCUGGCCACUUUUCCAGCAACAAUGAUACAGCAAGCUCGGAAACUCUCCGACGAGUACGAGAUUUCAGAUGUUUUAGGGAGAGGAGGAUUUUCAGUAGUCAGAAGAGGUAUCAGUAAAUCCAGGAGAGAGAGAAGAGAAGUAGCCAUUAAGACACUAAGAAGGAUUGGAGCAUCAAGUUUCUCAGGAUUUCCACCAAAUCGUAGUGCCCUGAGGAGCAUGGCUUCCAUGGUUCCAACAAGGAAAUCUAUGAUUUCUGAUGCUUUGCUAACAAAUGAAAUUUUGGUCAUGAGGAAGAUAGUUGAAAACGUCUCCCCCCAUGAGAAUGUGAUCGACCUUUACGACGUGUAUGAGGACUCGAAUGGGGUUCACCUGGUGUUGGAGCUCUGUUCUGGAGGUGAGCUUUUUGACAGGAUUGUGGCGCAGACGAGGCACACCGAAGCGAAAGCUGCUGCGGUUGUGAGACAGAUUGCCAGUGGUUUGAAGGCUCUCCAUCAGGCUAAUAUCAUUCACAGGGACUUGAAACCUGAAAACUGUCUCUUCCUCGACGAAAGUCGGGACUCCGCCUUGAAAAUCAUGGACUUCGGGUUAAGUUCUGUGGAGGAAUUCACUGACCCAGUUGUUGGAUUGUUUGGUUCCAUAGAUUAUGUCUCACCAGAAGCUCUUUCCCAGGGAAGUAUUACCUCCAAAAGUGAUAUGUGGUCUCUGGGAGUGAUUUUGUACAUUCUUCUCUCUGGGUACCCACCAUUUACAGCUCAAUCCAAUCGGCAAAAGCAGGAGUUAAUAAUGGCUGGAGACUACAGUUUCCAUGAGAAAACUUGGAAGACCAUUUCUUCUUCAGCUAGACAACUGAUUUCAAGUCUGCUGACAGUUGAUCCUCAGGGGAGACCCAGUGCCCAAGAGCUUCUAGAGCAUCCAUGGGUCACGGGCAAUUCAGCCAAGCAGGAUCAAAUGGAUGCUGAGAUUGUAUCACGACUCAAGAGUUUCAAUGCCCGACGCAAGCUUAGAGCUGCAGCGAUAGCUAGCGUAUGGAGCAGCACAAUUUUUUUGAGGACAAAGAAGCUAAGAUCUUUAUUAGGGUCUUAUGAUCUCACACCUGAGGAAGUCGAAAAUCUCAGACUUCAUUUCAAGAAAAUAUGUGCAAAAGGUGACAAUGCCACUCUUUCUGAAUUCGAAGAAGUGCUGAAAGCAAUGAAUAUGUCUUCACUUCUCCCUCUUGCACCUCGCAUUUUUUACCUCUUUGAUGAUAAUCGAGAUGGAACAGUUGACAUGCGUGAGAUUCUCUGUGGCUUUUCGAGCCUUAGAAACUCACGAGGUGACGAUGCUCUUCGCCUGUGUUUUCAGAUGUAUGACGCAGAUCGAUCCGGGUGCAUCACAAAGGAAGAAGUGGCAUCAAUGCUGAGAGCUUUGCCUGAUGAUUGCCUCCCAGUGGACAUCACAGAACCCGGGAAAUUAGAUGAAAUAUUUGAUCUGAUGGAUGCCAACAGUGAUGGAAAGGUUACCUUCGAUGAGUUCAAAGCUGCCAUGCAGAGAGACAGCUCCCUCCAAGAUGUUGUCCUGUCUUCUCUUCGCCAAUAAAUGUUGAACUUCCGACGUACACCAUCAGCAUUUCAGCAACAGAUCUAGAUUUAAUUUCUAAAUUAUGUGUCCAUUGCAGAAAAUAUAUUAUCAGUAACAAGGGGCAGCGGAAGUAUUAUACAUUCAACUAUUUGAAAGAAAUUCAAUAAUUUUGACUCUCUUUAUGGAA